UAUGUUGAACCUCACCUUACCUGUUUUAAAUGUUUUCAGUCGUUUGAUUUAUUCUCAACUCCUACUCGAGUAGAUAGUCUUAGUAGUUGUCUGAUUUAUAGCUCUAAACAAGCACCAUGACCAUUUCCAUCGGGGAUACCCCCACGAACAGCGUGGAGGUUUUGGGUGAAAACGGACUGUUUCGCUGUGGGAGCGUGGUGGAUGUGGACGACACUGGAUUAUUCGUCGACUUCCACUGUGCCAGUCGUCAACGCGAACUCGUCCCUUUUGACAAUGUUUUCCCGAUCUCCUCCUUUACUCUGAAUGGAAAAGAGCUGGCCCAAAUCUACCCCGCCCCGCAGUUAACCAGCCAUGUGGACGUCCUUAUGCGCGAGAGUCCCACCGGACCACUGACAUGGUUCCCCGCUGAAUUAGCCAAUCUGGGGCGCGGCGUGCAGCACGGGUCAUACGAUGUGGCAAUAGUUCACUGGUGGAACACCGUAGCUUGCACGGAUGUUGUUCCAGCGCAGCGAAUUCGUCGGAGCGCGUUGACUUCUGAUGCGUCGAAUGCUGAAGCGGCUGUGUUGCGGAAUGUGGUCCCCGUGGGCAAAUGGACCUUUGCGAAGGGCAGUGUGCAGUUACCGCUGCGUUAUGCCUCGUUAACGAUGCCGGCUCUCGAGCAACUGGUGAACGAGCUGAACAGUCGUAAAUCUCUGUUUGACAGCUACAGUCAGCGACCAGUGAUGAUCGUUCACGGGGAAAAGGAACAGCUGUUUUACAUCGAGCAGCGGUUCUCGAAGUAUCAACCGGAUGUACAGACAACAUGUUUUGACAAAUUUUGGACAACUCUGGAUCAUGUUGUCCACGAAUCUAAGGGACCUCCCCGUCUGGUGCGGAUCCUUGCUGAUCCCGACACAACUGAUAACAGUGGUAUUAGUGCGUUGUCGGAAAACGUACUAAUGGAGAUCUUUUCCUGCCUGAGCACUUUGAAGCAGACUUCUUUACGUAAUGUGUGUGCAUCGUGGAACUACAUCAUGGAUUUGCCAGGAAUAUACGCCAAUGUUAUCGUAAAAAUUCAUGGAUACGAUAAGCUAUACGAAUCUGACCGCAGCGACUACUUGCUGACGGCGCCAAUCUUCAAAUGCCUGCGCGCGACCACAAAGCGUCUUGUCGCGGACUGUCGGCGACCAAUGCAACAGGGAGGCGAAUUCCUGAAAGUGUUGGACAUGAUACUCUGCGCCGCACAACAUGAACGGAUUCGGCUGGACACCAUUUUUCUGAUCGGUAUUCAAGGACGGCUUGUAGGCAGCAGUUUUUACUGUAAUGUUCACAACACGAAACAGUUCCUGGCACCGCGAGAAAGGUCACUGCAAGCGGCACACGUCAGCCUGCGUGAUUUCACCGUGGCGUGUCGUGAUCUUCCGUGCGAUGCCGUCCAGUUGAUCGGCUGUAGCUUCCAUCUGGGCUUUUCCGUCUCAUAUCGUAAUGGUCAUCCUUUGUUUAUGGAUGUCCACAGGGCGCGGCUGCAGCGACGAGGGGAUUUCGAUUUGGACUGUGCGCUGUGGGGUGCGUUGGAGGCGGUUUUGCCGGCACCCAGUAACGACCAGUUGCAGGGAUUAUCCCAGUGGCUGACAUCCGCUGCUGCGGGCCAAAUCGACCGGUACCUUCUAACGCCCUGCUGCUCGGUUUUAUGCUCGACGCAGACCGUCGAUCCGCGAGCGGGAGCACACUGGCGUGGAAAAAGAUGGUGCCGCGACGGUUUGGCUGAACUGCGGUGGGAGAACUUGUCCCGAAUGGCACUGCUCUCCUUGAUCAAGGUUGUGGAACUUGCCAUGGCCUUGCGCCCUGUAUGAGGGGAACUGAAACACGCUAGCAUUAAGCAGAAGAAUAAACCCAUUUGAGAUUACUUUAUGUUGCACUUUUGUGGUCUUGCGUUGCAUGAGCGUUGUCAUAAUUUGUGCAAAGUCGUUGUUGUUCCGCUUAUAAAGCAAUUGCUUUUACGGGGAAUAUAUGGUUUACGAAGCUCGGUUUCGCGUGGAGAAUGCUGCUUCAGUUUGUUUCGACCUGUUGUACUUUGUUUUGGUUUUCGUUGUUUGUAUCCCCUUCACGUUGUACG
Paramacrobiotus metropolitanus is the source of this 2095-nucleotide messenger RNA. RefSeq lists its product as uncharacterized. The transcript is spliced from 3 exons. Gene Ontology annotation, molecular function: protein binding. The coding region runs from base 117 to 1832 and encodes 571 amino acids. The record is from RefSeq and is a predicted model, not a curated record. NCBI's taxonomy places the organism in Eukaryota, Metazoa, Tardigrada, Eutardigrada, Parachela, Macrobiotidae.